AUGAGCCGAUUCAGAAGAUACAAAAUCAUCAAAGAAGAACCAUUAUCCUUUCCCUUACCAUUACCCGUUUGUCACUCAUCUUCCUUACAUUUCUUCCUAACCGAAACCCUACCAUUCCCUUCCUUUGUAGAAGAAUCUCUCGAUCUAUGUCUUCUCCCGAGUCAUUUCCCCGCAGAUCUGGUGCGCGUGGAUUCGUUUAUGCAGAAACGAGUUGAGAAGCAGCAACAACUCGGUUUGCAGAGUUUGACUGACCGAGUCGCUGAGUUGGAGUCACGUUUUGAGCAGAUCCUCGGCGAGAAGGAGGAAGAGAAUGUUAAGGAUAAGACAGAGAGAGAUUUAAAAAUUGUUAUAAGUUUUUGUUGUUCUUGUUUACUGAGAAGAGGUUAUCGCGAUAGGAAUGGAGAUCGUGAGAUAAUUGGAACGUGA
Vicia faba (fava bean) is the source of this 426-nucleotide messenger RNA. Lineage: Eukaryota; Viridiplantae; Streptophyta; Magnoliopsida; Fabales; Fabaceae. The record is from the annotation of a GenBank genome assembly.